GACAAUAAUAAAAAAGUUAUGAAUUUUUUAAAAGUUGUAAAAAGUUGUAAUCAUUAUAGCCAUGGGCACUUAAAUUGACCACUUUGAUGAUGUCACUGUGUAAGGUAGGGACUAUUUUUCCAUUUGCUGUGAUAGAUAAAAUGGUUAAAAUUUAAUUUGUUCCCACAGUUUGACUUGAAAUUAAACUUUUCUUUUCUUAGGACAUGGCACAUUGUGCUAGUUAUGUCAUAAAUUGAUUACUGCUGAGGGAACGUACUGAUGAGAAAAGCACAAAUUUCUGAAAAUUAAGUACACAGCCAAUUGGAAAUGCUCUGUAUAUUAUAUAAUGUAUAAAUGUUGUUUCUGAAAGUGUUUGAUGGUUAAGUUAAGAAGGAAGAGCAUUGAAAAAGUCAAAGUUGAAUAUAUAAAUUUUGCAUUUGAGCUAUGGUAUAUAGUUAUAAAGUGUAUUGUUUAUAUUUCUUGAUUUAAUGUCAGGUGUAGGCAUAAAGGUACAUGUAAAAAGUAUAAUUGGAGAUGUGGCAUUAUGAAUGGUAAUUCGUUAACGGUGGUACCUGAAUGUUAGUGCCUAGUACUGGUGAUGAGAGAUUGUAAAUGGUUAUUAAUUGUGUUUAUUUCUGUUGAAGAUGUUUGUAGUGAUAUUUUUCAUGUAAGGUUGAAAUUAUGGUAAUAUAGUGAUAAUUUGGUUGAAUUUGUUACUCUUUUUUUUUUAAAGCUAAAAGCACUUACAUUGACAUUAUUAGAUUAUUAUUAUUUGUGUAAAGUAGCGAGUUUUUCAUUAUUAGUGAUGAUAUGUGUAAUAAUCAGUUUGAGGAGUGUAGGAUAGUGAUUGAAGUAUUGUGGUUAUGAAAUACUUGUGUAUAGAAAUUAGAUCAUAAAGGAGGAUUAGAAAUUAUUAGAAUUUAUUGCUCAGUGAUUUAGGUCUAUUAUAUAAAAAAUGUUAAUUUAAUUAUGACUAUGAGUGAAAUUUGAUGAAAGGAGGAAGGAUAGUAAUAUUUAGUUUGUAUAUAAUGUAGAAGUUAAUUUUAUAAAUUGCAAUGGAAAAUAAGUGAGUAAAAUGUUAAGAUGUUUUGUAUAGUUUAUAGAUUUGUAAUACAUAAAUUUUAAUGGUGUUGAAUGAUGUUUUUUUUUUUUCUUCUUUGUUUAUUACAGGAUAUUGCAGCUUUCCUUAAUUUUAGAAGAGGAGAAUUCUUCUCAGUUAGAGGCGGAGUUCUGGAUAUGUUAAAACAGAAAUUGAGUAUUGGAGUCGAUAGCAAGAUCUUUCCGAUUGCAAAACCAUUUAUGGUAGAAGAUAAGAUCAUUGAGGGAUUCGACAGUCCCCCAUUUAUGAGGAUGUCUGAGGUGAAAUCGAGCCCUAGGAAACGCAGGGUGUCUGUCAAAGGAGUGGUUGUACAGGUUGGAGAGGUGAAGAGGUAUAAAGAAACGAAAGUGAGAAAGAUUGACGUACAAGAUGACGGUGGCGGCCUCAUUGAAGUCUCAAUGUGGGGAAGUUCUGUGGAUAUUGAUGUAUCGAAAGCGUCAAAACUGAUAUUUAGAAAUGUCCAGAUAGGAAACUCAACGUGGUGCGCUUCUGUUGAAUCGACUGCGUCAAUGACAGUUGAAUGUGUUGAUGAGGACAAGACUGUUCUUGGCGAUGUUGUUUGUGUGGGGUCUAGUGGGUAA
Molecule: messenger RNA, 1659 nt
Organism: Lytechinus pictus (painted urchin)
Lineage: Eukaryota; Metazoa; Echinodermata; Echinoidea; Temnopleuroida; Toxopneustidae
Exons: 4
Coding region: 1114-1659 (181 amino acids)
Source: RefSeq, a predicted model, not a curated record